CAUGUUAGAAACUUCUUCCGGACGCCCUGGUCCUCUGACGUCAGGCUGGAUGACAAGACUGUGGUAAUCACCGGAGCCAACACAGGGAUCGGUAAACAAACAGCCUUGGACCUGGCUAAAAGAGGGGCGAAGGUCAUCAUAGCGUGCAGGGACAUGGAGAAAGCAGACGCCGCUGUUAAAGACAUCAUCGAAAAGUCAGAGAACAAGAAUGUCCUCUGCAUGAAACUGGACCUGGCAGAUACAAAGUCCAUCAAAGAAUUCGCUGAAGCCAUCAACAAAGAGGAGCCGAAACUCAAUAUCCUCAUCAACAAUGCCGGCGUGAUGGUGUGUCCUUAUGGGCAAACAGCAGACGGCUUUGAGAUGCAGAUCGGUGUCAAUCACAUGGGUCACUUCCUGUUGACACAUUUGUUGCUUGACCUCAUGAAAAGAUCGGCGCCGGCCAGAAUAGUCACUGUGUCCUCCAUGGCUCACUCCUGGGGCGCCAUCAAUCUGGACGACAUCAACAGCGAGAAGAGUUACAACAAGGCGAAAGCCUACUCCCAGAGCAAGCUCGCCAACGUCCUCUUCACCCACACGCUCGCUAAAAAACUAGAAGGCACGGGUGUGACGACGUACUCUCUCCACCCUGGAGUCGUCCAGACAGACUUAUGGCGCCACCUCAGCGGCCCCCAGCAGUUCAUCAUGAGGAUGGUCAGUCCCUUCACCAAAGACUCUGUGCAGGGAGCUCAGACGACCAUUUACUGUGCGGUGGAGCCGACGCUGGAGAAGGAGAGUGGUGGAUACUACAGUGACUGUGCUCCUGCAAACUGUUCAGCAGCUGGAAAAGACGACGACGUGGCUCAGAAGUUGUGGGACCUGAGCUGCCGUCUGCUCUCCAUUACGUGA
Molecule: messenger RNA, 885 nt
Organism: Paralichthys olivaceus (Japanese flounder)
Lineage: Eukaryota; Metazoa; Chordata; Actinopteri; Pleuronectiformes; Paralichthyidae
Source: RefSeq, a predicted model, not a curated record